Messenger RNA from Solea senegalensis (Senegalese sole), 7548 nucleotides. Its product is annotated as multiple PDZ domain protein. The transcript is spliced from 48 exons. The record is from RefSeq and is a predicted model, not a curated record. Gene Ontology annotation, molecular function: protein binding. The coding region runs from base 153 to 6422 and encodes 2089 amino acids. Lineage: Eukaryota; Metazoa; Chordata; Actinopteri; Pleuronectiformes; Soleidae.
CAGUCAGAGCGCCGUUAGCCGCAGGACAACAGAGGAUAGGCUAGGACCCUGCCCGCCGGGAAACCAAAGGCUUCUCACUCAUGCCUUGAAAAAAGAGAGAGUGUGAAUAAGCAGUCAAUGGGGAGAAAUCCCAUUUAUCUGGAGAUACAGAAAUGAUUGAAACAAUGGAUACACAGCGUGCCUUGCAGGCGGUGGAGCGUCUCCAGGCCAAACUGAAGGAGCGUGGGGAGGUGCCUGCUGAGGAGAAGCUCAGUCUGCUCAAAUCAGUGCUCCAGAGCCCCCUCUUCCACCAAAUACUGGCCUUGCAGAAGUCUGUCCAGCAUCUCAGAGAGCAGGGGAGUGUCCCGACAUCACGUGGGACUGACCCUGUGGAACACAUCGCAACAGUGAAGCCCAAUGGAAGCCAUGUUCCCCAUUCAGAUACAUCUGCUGCCACACACAUUAAUGGCAGGACAUCAUCUGAAGAAUUUGAACACAUCAUUCAGUCCAUGGCACAGGGGCGCUAUGUGACUCAUGUGGAGCUGCAGAAGCCGUUGUCAGGAGGUCUGGGCUUCAGUGUGGUGGGUCUCAAAAGUGAGAAUCGCGGAGAGCUUGGCAUCUUCAUCCAAGAAAUCCAGCAGGGAAGUGUGGCACAUUGCGAUGGAAAGCUCAAAGAGGCAGACCAGAUCUUGGCCAUCAAUGGCCAGCCCCUGGACCAAACAGUGACCCAUCAGCAGGCUAUUAGCAUCCUGCAGACUGCUUCAGAGAGGGUGCAGCUCACAAUUGCUAGAGGCCCAAUACCUCAGCUGGCCAGUCCUGUGGUGUCCCGCACACCCUCUGCUGCCAGUACAGUGUCAGCCAACUCCAGUGCGUGGCAACACGUGGAGACAAUUGAACUGGUCAACGAUGGCACAGGCCUUGGAUUCGGUAUUGUCGGAGGCAAGACCACUGGGGUUAUUGUCAAAACCAUCCUUCCUGGAGGCAUAGCUGAUCAGGAUGGCCGCCUGCGCAGUGGGGACCACAUCUUGAGAAUUGGUGACACUGACCUGUGUGGCAUGGGCAGUGAGCAGGUGGCCCAGGUCCUGAGGCAGUGUGGCAAUCGGGUGAAGCUGGUGGUUACCAGAGGUCCUGUAGACGAGACUCCCUCUGCUGUCAUGCCGGUGGUGCUCCCCACUGUCACUGAACAACAGGGCUAUGAGGAAGAUGAGACUGAAGCGUUUGAUGUCAGUCUUGCAAAGAACACGCAGGGACUGGGGAUCACUAUUGCUGGAUAUGUUGGAGAUAAAAAUUCAGAGCCGUCUGGAAUUUUUGUUAAGAGUGUAACAAAAGACAGCGCCGUAGAUCAAGAUGGCCGCAUUCAUGUAGGAGACCAGAUAAUAGCUGUUGAUGGUGUAGACAUACAGGGAUACACCAAUCAACAGGCUGUGGAAGUGCUCAGACACACUGGCCAGACAGUCCAACUGAAGCUGAUCCGGAGGGGGUUCAGGCCGGAUGAGAUUCCCCCUGCUAUUGAUCCCAGUAUUACCAUUCUGCCCACUUCUACCACCAUCCCCACCACCAGCUCAAGCUCCGUCAUUAGGGAGCUUGAGCUGGAGAGGAAGAAGGCUGAGGAGGCUACUCAAGUCACCACAGAUAAAAAGCAGCUUCAGACAAAGAGUGAAGGAUCCAAUGUCAAGCCAGCCAUGGAUCAGCUGCCAGAAGACAAACAUGUGAUGAAGUUAACACUCUUUGAAGAAGAAGAACUAAUGGCAAAAUGGCAGGAGAUUCUUGGACCAAGUAAUGAAGUUAUAGUGGCACAAGUGGAGAAGUUUAGUGCAAACAGUGGCCUGGGGAUCAAUCUGGAAGCCAACAGUGGGCAUCAUUACAUCCGUUCUAUUCUACCUGAGGGACCUGUUGGUCGCUGCGGCAAGCUGUUCAAUGGAGAUGAACUGCUUGAGGUCAAUGGCAUAUCACUCAUCGGUGAGACCCACAAGGAGGUAGUUAGAAUCUUGAAGGAGCUUCCACUCUGUGUGUACGUCACCUGCUGUAGACCCUCCCCUCACCUGCAGACUGACAUGGAUGAUGAGGCUUUAUCCACACCCAAAUUCCAGAAACAACAAGACCUGAGCAGUGUACUGGUUGUUGAAGACCCAGAGGUGAACACAGCAACAACGGUACAGGAUAAUGUGACAGAGGAUGCAAUUGGAUCUCCUUUGGCAAUGUGGGAGCUGGAGAUCCAGAAUAUCGAGCUUGAGAAAGGAGAAGGGGGACUAGGAUUCAGUAUUUUGGACUACCAGGACCCACUGGAUCCUUCCAAGACAGUGAUAGUGAUUCGUUCUCUGGUUCCUGACGGUGUGGCUGAGCAAGAUGGCAGACUGUUACCAGGGGACAGACUUAUAUAUGUCAACUCCACCAACCUGGAGGAUGCCAGUCUGGAGGAUGCCGUCCAGGCCCUGAAGGGGGCUAAGCUCGGCAAGGUCCAGAUAGGAGUUGCCAAACCACUGCCUGGAAUAUGUGGAUAUUCCCACUGGCCACACUCAUAUUGUGAGCAGGAAAUAACAUCAUCAUCCACCAUCCAUUCAUUUGACUUCAACAGUAUUUUGGUUGAAGAAGGAGAGGAAGAAGAUCUGACUGAGGGCAUCGUUUACCGAGCAGAGCCUGCAUUGAUUGACACCAGUGAAACAGAUUUAUGUGAUGACAAGGUGUUAGAUCAUACUUACUCUGGGAUUGAAGACGACACCUUCCAAGCAUCAAUGAUUGCUCUUCAUGGCAGCAGCUGUAGCACGGACCUGGAUUACUUGCACUCCUCCACACCUAAACUGACAGCUCGCCUGGACUUGUUGGAUGAGCAUCCCUGUUUUACAGCAUUGUCCAGCUUCGGAGAGAAUACUCAAGCGUUCUCACCAGAGAAACCAGCAUCUUUCUCUCCACCGAGUUUGAGAGGUCACACCCCGACGUACAAUGCCAUAUUUGGCAGUUCAGAUCAGUACCUGACUCAUCCCACAACCACAGAAGAACCAGAGGAGGGUAUAAACUCAUACAGCCCGUUUGCUGAAAUAGGGACCAGAUCCAAUGCACAAGAGGAAACUAUGAAAUCCAGCCACUACCAAAAUGAACCACCCAUCUCUUUUGGAGAUAUUGGAGACAUAGAGAUUCUGAUGAAGGACGAGGAGGCCGGUGUGAAACAAUCAGCAGAAGACGGUGACAAGGAAGUACUGACUUCAGGGAGCAAUUUCGAAAGGACUAUCACAGUUGUCAAGGGCAAUUCCAGCCUCGGCAUGACAGUGAGCGCCAUAAAAGAUGGCUUGGGGAUGCUGAUCCGCAGUAUCAUUCAUGGUGGCUCAAUUAGCCGUGAUGGGCGUCUUGGUGUUGGUGACCUCAUUCUGGCAAUUAAUGGAGAGCCCACUUCCAACCUGACCAACGUCCAGGCUCGGGCCAUGCUACGGAGACACUCUCUCAUUGGACCAGAUCUGGGAUCUGCUUGUUCACCUGAGGACGAUCUGUGCCCAUUUUAUGUCAUUACAUAUGUUCCAGCAGAGUAUCUAGAGGAGUACAAGUCCAGCAUAGAGCAGGCACAAGUGGACGUCUUUUCCAGAGAAGCUUUGGCACCAGUUCCAGUUUCAAAAGAUAUUCCUAACCUCCCUGAGCGUGAAGAUGGAGAGGGAGAGGAAAGUGCCUCCUACAGCAACUGGAACCAGCCAAGGAAAGUGGAGCUGUUCAGAGAGCCAGGCAAGUCACUGGGUAUUAGUAUCGUUGGAGGCCGAGGGAUGGGCAGCCGCCUGAGUAAUGGAGAGGUGAUGAGAGGGAUUUUUAUCAAACACAUCCUGGCAGACAGUCCUGCUGGACAGAACGGGACCCUAAAGACUGGAGACAGGAUCGUUGAGGUGGAUGGAGCAGACUUAAGAGAUGCAAGUCACGAGGAGGCAGUGGAGGCUAUACGCAGGGCAGGCAACCCAGUCUCCUUCUUGGUACAGAGUAUUAUUCACAGGCCCAGGCCACCCCUGCCUUUUCUGCAGCUAAAUAGCCACCGUGGGUCGAGCCUUUGCUGCACUAAUCAAACCUACUUAGCUCCUGCCCUCCCUCAGUCACUGAUAACAGACUCUGGUGAGGAGAGGGCCGCAGCUGUAACAAGGGACAAGGACAAGGAGGGUGACAGUAGACUUUUCCUCCGCCUCUCCCCAACUAACCCUUUCACUCCUACCCCAUUUAAGCCGGCAAAGCGCGAAGCAGCAAAGGCAUCUCCCACCAGCACUGUCCUCCCCCUGCCAGUGGUGCCCCAUGUGGGAGAGACUGAUACAGACACACUGACAGAGAUUCCUGGCAGACCUGCUGAGGCAGAGGAGGAGAACGAAGAGGAGGAAGAGGAGGCGGAGGAUGAGUUUGGAUACAACUGGAAGAACGUGAUCCACUGCUAUGGCAGCCUCCCAGGUGUCCUACAUAUGAUUGAGCUGGAGAAAGGAAAGAUGGGCCUGGGCCUCAGCCUGGCGGGGAACAGAGACCGAGCUCGCAUGAGUGUGUUUGUGGUGGGAAUAGACCCCAAUGGGGCAGCUGGCAAGGACGGACGUAUGGUUGUUGGGGAUGAGCUGCUGGAGAUCAAUGGACAAGUCCUUUAUGGCCAUAGUCACCAGAAUGCAUCCUCCAUAAUCAAGAGUUCUCCAUCCAAAGUCAAAAUCAUCUUUGUCAGGAACACAGAGGCGCUGAACCAGAUGGCUGUGGGACCUGUGAGAGAGCGAGAGGGAGACACAGUGGAGCCCCACACUGAGCCGGAAACAGCUGAUGAUAACGGGGAUGCUUUAAAAUAUGCCCAUCAUAUCACACAUUUGAAGGAGGAUGAUGGACUAGGAAUCACCUUUGCUGAGGGAAAUGCUGAGAGUGGAGAUCUGAUCUGCUCUUUGCAGGAGGGCUGCAUCAAACCAGAAAUCAAACUCUUGGCUGUGAAUGGUGAAUCAGUGGUGGACUACACUGAAGAAAAGUCCUCAUGCCAGGAUGGGGGUGGCUCAGAUGGAGUUAUCACCAGUUUGCCAAGCACCACCACAGCCACACAGAACCCUACAGAGACAGAAACAAUCACUAGUUUGAGUCGCUCCUCCACCCCUUCAACUCUGGCCUGUGACCCGGCGACCUGUCCCAUCAUCCCCGGCUGUGAGACCACCAUCGACAUCUCCAAGGGCCGAACAGGCCUGGGCCUCAGCAUUGUGGGAGGCUGUGACACCCUGCUGGGGGCCAUCAUUAUCCAUGAAGUUUAUGAAGAGGGGGCAGCCUCCAAAGAUGGCAGACUAUGGGCAGGAGACCAAAUCCUGGAGGUGAACGGUAUCGACCUGCGCGCAGCGAGUCAUGAUGAAGCCAUCAAUGUGCUGCGGCAGACACCGCAGAGGGUACGGCUGACGGUCUACAGGGACGAGGCCCAGUACAAAGAGGAGGACCUGUGGGACUCAUUCACUGUGGAGCUACAUAAGAAGCCCGGUCAGGGCCUGGGCCUCAGUAUUGUAGGGAGGAGGAAUGACACAGGAGUGUUUGUGUCUGAUAUUGUGAAAGGAGGUUUGGUGGACACUGACGGGCAACUGACGCAGGGAGAUCAGAUCCUGUCAGUCAAUGGGGAGGACGUCAGGUCGGCCACUCAGGAGGCCGUGGCCGCACUACUGAAGUGCUGCGUGGGGCCCAUAACAAUGGAGGUGGGGAGGUUUAAAGCCGGUCCCUUCCACUCUGAAAGACGACUGUCACAAAGUAGUCAGGUGAGUGAAACAGGAAGUUCCAAGGUCGCCUCUCUGUCCUGUUUAGACUCCGCAAAUCUUCCUGGUAACCCUGACAAAAUAGGCCAAAGUCAGGAAUCACCAGAGCAUCAGGACACCAGAAUGGUGGAGCUCACUAAAGGGCCCAAUGAUUCUCUGGGGAUUAGUAUAGCAGGUGGUGUGGGCAGCCCUCUGGGUGAUAUACCCAUCUUCAUCGCCAUGAUGAAUCCCAUUGGCCUGGCCGCUCAGACACAGAAGCUCAAGAUUGGGGACCGAAUCGUCAGCAUCUGUGGAACCUCUGCUGAAGGCAUGAGCCAUUUGCAGGCCGUCACUCUGCUGAAGAAUGCUACAGGCACAAUACAGCUGCAGGUGGUAGCAGGCGGUGACACAACUGUGACAGGCCCCUCUCAGGAUCAGCCAGCUGUAGGUCUCACACCAAGCUGCAUCUUCCAGGAUGACAUUGGUCCACCUCAGUAUAAGAGCAUCACUCUUGAAAGAGGACCAGACGGACUAGGUUUCAGUAUAGUUGGAGGGUACGGAAGUCCUCAUGGAGAUUUACCCAUCUAUGUCAAAACUGUCUUUGGAAAGGGAGCAGCGGCGGAGGACGGUCGCCUGAAACGAGGAGAUCAGAUAAUGGCGGUGAACGGGCAAAGUCUGGAGGGCGUCACUCAUGAAGAAGCUGUGGGCAUCCUGAAAAGGACUAAAGGAGGCGUCACGCUCACUGUGCUUUCAUAAACACAAACAUUGUUCUUCACUAUGUUUCCUACAGGUGUCACGUCACUCACACAUCAACAUAUCACUACCAGGUGAUUGUGUUAAAACCACCAGAGCUGUGAAAAUCUGCAAAUAUUUGCAAAUAGACACUGAUUAUCAUGAAGUAGCACGUUGUUCAACGUAGAUUCGAACGUUUUGAUUAAUUUUAAGUCUACUGAAAGUCGACUGACUGACAGUACGCAGAUCCUAUAAUAAACUGUACCCAUAUUGUUUUCUAAAAUAAUACGUAACAAAUACAUAUGAUUUGAUUACUUGUGUUUUAAUUAGUUAUAGGUCGUAAACAGUAUUAGAAACACUAUCCACUGAACACUCUGUAUUUAGAUAUGAGUACUUUACAAUAGAGAACAUGCUCAAGCAAUAUCAAGUAUUUCUACAAUGGAGAGGUCUAUUUUCCAAGCUGUUUUUUACAGUGUAACCUCCUGCUAAGUUCGGAGCAUGAAACAGCAUGAAAAUACCCUUUGGGCAAAUAACAGAUAAGCAUGACUUAGCUAAUGACUGCAUUAGCUGAAAAUAGCAUUAUUUGCCUUUCACACUGCACUGCUGUCGGUUAUUCAUAACAAUACCUUGAAUUUCCUGCAAAGUUGAUGUUGCUGUAAUUGUAUGGCGAAGUCAUUGUGGUUAUUUAGUGCUGAAGGCUAAAUGUCUGCCCUUGUAAAUACACUGUAUUAUCACACAUUUCUGAAGGGAAAUGACUGUGAAAUCCUUGAUGUGUGACUAUGUACCCAUUUGUACCCACUCGAUGAGGAACCGACUCACUGAGAUAUAGUGCUGCUACACCCGAUGCAAGGUAUUACAUCACAGUACUUACGUUUUUUAAGUAUUAUUCAAUGUUCACUCUGUGUUCACUGCUAUUUGUGUUGGAGUGGAACGUGAGGUUCUUGUAGCCAGGUAGAUUUUAAAAUGACCAUGAGCUCAUUUUCACCUUGACGUCCAAAACAAAUACAUACCGAAACAAGCAAAUACUAAGUUCACCUAAUGUCAGAGACAUUUGUCAAUUUUAACACCUGAACUAUGGAUCCAGUAUUGUUGGAGUGACAGUAUUGAAAUUAUUCACACUGAAAUAAAUAAAAGUGACCUUUGGAUUGAA